GAGGAGGAGAAGGAGGAGGUUUUCAGUUUAACACACUUUGGCGUUGUCGAGUCCCACAAAAGAACAGACGAGCAACCGGUGGAGAGCGACGAGAACUGUAACAAUUUCAACGUUCUAACAAUGGAACGCCGCGGCGCUGGAACGUUUGUUUUGUUCGGGGAGCCCGCUUAAAAUACACGCCGACGCUCGGAGGAGUUUUCAAACGGCGAAUGUAAAAAUUGUGUUCGAAGCAGCUGAGUGUGCAUAUUCUUGGAUACGGUUAUACCGAGAGGAAACGGGGGGGAAAAACCCGUCGGAAGAAUAACGGCAAUGUGCGGCCGCCGUUUGCAUUCCGCGACGAGAAGUUCGGGAAAAGAUGAAACGGGAAAGUUCGUUUUAAAACGCGAGUGUCACUAACCGAUGCGGUUCUUCGGAGCUCUUUUGCUUUGGAAGCGUCGUGUUAUAAUGCUACCGUCUUCUGCUGUGGAUUUAUAACGUUAUCCGUCGCUCCUGUGCGUUCUGUGACCGCGACGCUGCCACGAGAAGAUGGUUCAUUUUCAUAAAGGUCAUUGCGCGUCGGGAGUUGCUUAUAUCGCGUUUGCUCGGACUUGUGUGUGGUUUUGGUUGAACUGAUCGUUGAUGGCUGUUUCUGUUCGGAUUUACCGUCCACCGGCUGAUCAGGGGGGAUCGAUCCGGCUGAUUCGCCCUUUCCAGCAUCUACAGGAGGAGGACGACCUCGGGACGCAAGAGUGCCUGGUGGUUUUGGACCUGGACAGUUCUGAAGCUUUCGCGUCUGGACCUGGAUUAUAAAGCCCCGCUCCCUGGAAACCGUCCGCGUCUUGUGUCCUGUAUGCCUGCGGGAGGGUUUCGCAGGCAGGGAUGCAGUUGAAUCGACCCAAGAGCGCGCAUCUCAUCAGCUCCAGCCCGCACAGUUCGUCCUCCUAUUCCAGCCAGUUCAAAAGCAUGCGCUUCUCGUACCACAUCAGCAGCGGUCUGCCCAGUCCGCAGCCUGCCCUGCGCAGAUCAGGCCCCUGCCUCGGAGCCCACGAGACCCCACAGCGCCUCUGCUCUGACCCUGGACCCCUGGAAGCACAGCACUGCAAUGGCACAAGUGAGAACGGACCUCAGGACGUCCCGCCUCCACCCCCUAAAACACGCCCACCUUUACCUGGGCCGAAGCCUCAAGUGCCCCCGAAACCCCCUCAUCUCCAGCAGCAGAACGCUCGACGGCCACGCCCCCCGGACAAGCCCCUCCCGCCUCCGCCCUCCCGCCCGCUCCCAGCCGACCCCCGCCAAUCACGAGCCACCUUACCGAGAGCAGAGGGAAGCUCCUCCCCCACUUGUGUCCUCUCGCUCAUCGAGAAGUUUGAGAGGGAGCAGAUUAUCGUGGUACCAGAUAUCACCGGGGGAGUGAUGUGUACCCCACGGGUCCCUGAACAGCAGGCCGCCUCUGGGUCGUUCAGCCCUCCACCCUCGGAGUUCAUCCUGCCCUGCACGUCCCUUCAGGAACCGCUAGAGGCGCCGCUGGCCGAGGAGGAGGUCGAGAAAGAAGAAAAGGAGGAGGAAGACGAGGUGGACGAAACCGAGGAGGAUGACAGUGAACUCGGGGCGUCCUGCUCAGAAAAGCGCCUCUCUAUGGAAUCGGGCUACGGUGCCUCCGAUAAACUGCUGGACACCAUGGAAAUGAGAGACCUCACGGCCAACCAAUCAGAAAUCCCCUCGGAUCGCUUGUCCCUCCCACCGUCACAGAUGGAUGGGAAGCUGGCCAAUAGAGACAGUGGCAUCGACAGCAUCAGCUCGCCCUCACACAGCGAGGAGCUCUGCUUCGUCGGGGAUGAGGAUCGGGUCGGUCACGAGAGGGAGAUUUGCCCCUGCAGCCCAGGGCCCGGGCUGGCUUGCGGCUAUGCCGAGGGGCCCGAAGGAGAUGGGGCCGGCGGUGUGGAGGGAGGCAGAGACUCAGAGGGAGACAGUGAUAUGGAGGAGGGCAGCGGGGAUGAGAGUGAGAUGAACCCCAUGGCCCUUCAACCUCUGCCUAAAGCUGAACGACAGGACUCCACUGAGCUGUCAGUCCAGCAGCGGGUGUUUAACAUUGCUAACGAGCUUCUGCACACGGAGAAAGCUUACGUGUCCAGACUGCACCUCCUGGACCAGGUGUUCUGCGCCCAGCUGAUGGAGGAGGCCCGAGCACGCAGCUCCUUUCCCUGUGAGGUGGUCAUGGGCAUCUUCUCCAACAUCUGCUCCAUCUACUGCUUCCACCAGCAGUUCCUGCUGCCCGCGCUCGAGAAACGCAUGGAGGAAUGGGAUCUGAACCCCCGCAUUGGGGACAUCCUGCAGAAACUGGCGCCUUUCCUGAAGAUGUACGGCGAGUACGUGAAAAAUUUUGACCGGGCCAUGGAGCUGGUGAACACCUGGAUGCAGCGCUCCUCUCAGUUCAAAGCCAUCAUUCAUAACAUCCAGAAAGAGGAGAUGUGUGGGAAUCUUACCCUACAGCACCACAUGUUGGAGCCUGUGCAGAGGAUCCCUCGCUACGAGCUCCUGCUCAAAGACUAUCUGCACCGCCUGCCAGAGGACGCAGACGACUUCAAAGACGCUCAGAAAUCUCUGGAGCUGAUCGCUACAGCGGCGGAGCAUUCAAACGCUGCCAUCAGGAAAAUGGAGCGUAUGAGAAAGCUGUUAAAAGUGUACGAGUUGCUCGGUGGAGAAGAGGACAUUGUUAACCCAACAAAUGAGCUUAUUAAAGAGGGACACAUCCUGAAACUGUCAGCUAAAAACGGAACAUCACAGGAUAGAUACCUCAUUCUGUUUAAUGACAGGUUGUUGUACUGCGUCCCCAAACUGAGGCUGAUUGGACAGAAGUUCGGAGUCCGGGCGCGGAUUGACGUAGACGGCAUGGAGCUGAAGGAGACCAGCAGCAUGAACGUACCGCGAACAUUUCUGGUGUCGGGAAAACAACGCUCGCUAGAACUGCAAGCAAGGACGGAAGAGGAGAAGAGAGAUUGGAUUCAGGCGAUCCAGGCCACUAUACAGAGACACGAACAGACGCUGGAGACCUUUCGUAUGCUCAACUGCUCGUUUCGGGAGGAGGACUUCACUCCUCCAAACUCUCCGAACUGCACAGAGCUUGGAAAGCGAGCACCCACUCCGAUCCGGGAGAAAGAGGUCACACUGUGCAUGAAGUGUCAGGAGCCCUUCAACUCCAUUACCAAAAGACGGCAUCACUGCAAAGCCUGCGGACAUGUGGUGUGUGGGAAGUGUUCGGAGUUCCGCGCCCGUCUGUUGUACGACAACAACCGAGCCAACCGCGUGUGUAUAGACUGCUACACCACGCUCGUGGGAGUGCCGCCCUCUCCGGCCAGUCUGAGCAGCAGCACGCAGAGACGCCGCUCCAUUCUGGAGAAACAGGCCUCCGUGGCAGCUGAGAACAGCGUGUUGUGUAGUUUCCUUCAUCAUAUGGAGAAAGGAAGUGGACGUGGGUGGCAGAAGGCCUGGUUUGUCAUCCCUGACAGUGAGCCACUGGUGCUGUAUAUCUAUGGUGCUCCGCAGGAUGUCAAAGCCCAGCGCAGCAUUCCCCUCAUCGGGUUCGAGGUGUCCCUACCCGAAUCAAGCGACCGUCUAGAACGUCGCAACGCCUUCAAAAUGAGCCAGAGUCAUUUGACCGUUUACUUCAGUGCCGACUGCGAGGAAAUGCAGCGGCGCUGGAUGGAGGUCUUAUCGAGAGCCGGCAGGGGUGAGGAGCUGCAGUCAAACGGGCCGAUAUCCGAGGCCCUCGAGGAGGAAGGGGAGGAGCCAGUACCUACGGGAGAAAGCACAUGAUUGGCUGAAAACACGAUAUCAUUUUGCACACGCAAACUGUACAAAUGUGACCACACCGACAGGAUAUAAUAGACGAAAACACACAUACACUCACACACGCGUAUACCUUCUCUCUUACACACAUCUGUAUUAAUUGUCAGUUUUAAAAUUGCAUGAAAUAUCUACAGGUACGUUUCUCUGUGUAUUGCUCAUCUUGUGUGAGUGACCAGUGUUUGGAACAAUCUGACAAAAGUGCACACACUUUAAAGACCACUUGAUUGCGUGCGUCAACGCUUUCGGCCGCUAGCAGUUUCUACGUUAAAUCGACUGUUUCUGCCAAAUCUCGAGGUGUUGCUGCUGGUUUCUCGACUGAGGAGGCUAUGGUUUCGCGAAGUGAGACGGUUCUGCGGUUUCGGCGGCUGUGUGAAUGAAUGUUUGGCCUGGUUUCAUGAAAGGUUUCGGUGACCUAGAGAGUCCGCAGUGAAGUACCCUAGUUUACAUAACCAGAAGCUGGAGGGGAAUGGCCGAUUUUGUCGGUUUUUAAAUCAGCAAGAGUCAGUAGACUAUGAAUCCUGCCAAUAUUAAUGGCAAUAAUCUGCUUGGUAAGAGGAUCAAGUUCUGGAUUUCACAUUUUGAUUACAUGUAAAACAUCGGCUAUUGCAUUUAGUAGUGGAUUGUGACAGGAUUGGCCACAUGAACUGUUGUUCAGCUAUGCAAGCCUGUAUUUAUCUCAGAAACAUAGUGUACAUGUGUGGUAAUCAGGAACUGCUGGAACAUAGCAGGAAUAUUUAUUAAGCGGGUUUUAACCACUCACAACAGUCAGAAAUAUGUGCUUCCUGUUGACUCCGCGGUCCUUCAGCUCAGAAAACACCAACAAAUUUAGUCUGCCACCUAGUGGACGCUCAUCGUAGUGCUCACAUAUUCUAGGGGUGAAUGUCAGAGAACCUGUCAAGAACAUGUCGACCCAAAUUAAGAACCUUUAUUUGGCAUAUAAGUAAAGUAAUUAAGCAUGUUUUAAUGACCAUUAAGAUUUUUGUUGCACUCUGAUUUAUUAGUACAAAUAUCAUGACUGUAAGGGGAAAUAAAUGAUGUAUUAUUUCAGUUGCCGAUAUUUCAGUAUUUAUAAAGUUUAGUCUUGCACAUCGUACUGUCUUUAAUUUAUGCUGAUUUACAGUAAUGAGAAUCUGAUGAGAACUAUAGAGAAUAAUAGGAAUUAUAAAACAUCUUAGUUGUAAUUAAAACGUCACAAUGUAAAAAUAAAAACUCAAUGGUGCUUAAAAUAAGCAGUUUUUAUUUUAAAUAAAAUUAUUUUUUUAAUCAGUGAAAUAUAUGGAAGCUUGUUUCUGCCAUGGGAUAAAAAAAUUAGUUGGCUUUUUAUCUCCAAUAUAGAGUUAUUUCUUAAAAUUCUUAGUUUAUAUCUUAGAGGCGUGAUUUUAUAUAAGCUCAGAAUUUGGAGAAAAGGCAGAAGAGUGUAACAAAAAGCCUCACAUACCUUAUUUAUUUUUUAGACCAAAAAAUUCAGAACCUACGGCAAUUAUUUUGUAUCGUCAGGUAAAAACUCAAAAUUGCGAUUCCGAAUAAAUUCGCAAUUACCUUUUUGUCUGUUUAUUUAGGAUUCCGUAGAAAUGUGACCUGGACAUGUUUUGUGAGAUUCACACCUAAGACUGCCCCUAUUGCUCCAGCUGUAGGAAAAAAAACAUUUCUGAGGAGGUAAACGUGUGUAACGUGAACGUUUCAAUCAAAGAAACUGACAGGGCUCUCUCUACGGGAUAACAGCGAUUUUAUCCUGUUCUCUGAGUAUGCAUGAGUGAUUUUAUGAAUGCAGGGGUGGCAUUUGAUAAGACUGCAGAUAAUAUGAGGAUUUUAGGUCAUGAGGGUAUGUAUGAAUCGGGCUAGUUUUUAUCAUUGUAAACCCAAUGAUAUCCCUGCCUUAUUUAGAGGGUUUUUUGAUAAAUAUAGAAUAUAUAUAAAUUAAAAAAAAGGCAAAAGUUUUGAUGAGGAUAUCAAACGUUUUCAACCGUGUUGUAUUUGUGUAUGAAAAGUGCAAAAGAUUAAAGGACAAAUUCAUUUGUAAAUAUAACUUAUUCCUCUGAGCCCAGUUUUGUGGGUUAGGUAUUGUCGAUGAGCUUUGGUGUUUGAUCUUUGUUACGUGCAGUUUUAAAUGGACUUCUGAGCAUUGUGGUAAAUCCCGGGGUCAAGAAAAGCUUAGGAUAAGUUCUCUCGUUUCACCACUUUUUCCAGAGAUAGAUAUUAAGUGUUUUAGAAAGAGCUUCAUUUUCAUUUCCUCUUUUGAAUCCAGUUAUUUGCCAAUGUGAACGCCUGAUGACUCAUUGAGAACUGCUUUACCUUUUUUUUUGUGUGUUUGAUAUUGCUUUAAUCUUGCUCUUUGUUGUCGAAGACGUCGCUGGAGCAAGUCAAGGUGAACCAGUCGUCGUGUUUUCCCAGUCCACCAGCCUCCGGCCUGCCUGCCGUUUCCUUCCUCAGAGGUUUUUGAACUGUUGAUGGCAGCGCAUGGCUUCGGGACAGGGCUGUGUGCGUUCACUUCCACAUGUUUACGACUUGUACCGGUCAUUCCCAGAUCCUCAGUUGAGCCUGCCCGUCACUCACUCUUACACACGCACUCAUCUUCCUGCUUCUCUCAGUAUUAUUGUUCUCGAUAUCCUGCCUUACUGAUAUUUUGCGACCUCGUGCUUAUCUUCACAUUUGCUUUUUGCCAAAGUAUACUGCAGAAAAUGUUUUCUGUCACAUUUUUGGUUUCUUUACCUUUUCGUUUUGUUUAAUACCGAUAUUUAUUGUCUUUUUUUUACUCCUUGAGGUAAUUGUAGUGAAGUUAGUAAACUCCGCAGUGAACCAAAUGAUGAACGCUACCAAAUUACAAAAGGGCGAUAUGCUAUGUCCACAUUUGGGAGAAUAUAAGUUAUUUAUUUCUGCGUGCUCCAAGUCCGACAACAAUUGGAAGUCAAUGCAUGAAAUUAGAUUUUUAAUGUUUUAGUUUCUAUUCUUCAUCCCUUAGUCUGUUUGUAAACUAUAAAGGAUAUAUUUCUCUGAAAUCUCACAAGAACUGCAUUAUUCAAAUGAAAUACACUGUGGUUCAUUUUAGCAAGGAUACCUGAACAAUUGUGCAUUUUUAAGCAAAACUAUCUGGCAUUAAGUGUCAUAUAAAGAAACAGAGGUGCUAUUUUAUUGUUUUAUCAAGGGAACAGCUUUGCGUUUAUAAAUAUAUGAUAUGAUGGGAUCAGGAAUUCAGUAUACAUACGUUCAGUGUAUUUGAAAAUAACAGGUUAUAAAAACAGAGUUUCUAGUCUUUAAUAUGGAGCUGAUUGUUCUGUGGCGAGAAUCGUUUGGGAGAAACCGUUACAUCUCUGUGGUGCAGAACAAAUGCAAAAGAAUUAAAUGUUACAUUGUAUAUAUUGUAUAUGCUCAGAUCUGCAUACCAAAAGAUUCCAUGAAUAGCACAGUCUGAUGAUGAUGAUGAUGAUGAUCAUGCAAUCCGUUCCUACACCCGGAUUUUCGACUUGAGGGUUCUGAUCUCGUUCGUGUUUAUAACCUAGUUCUAUUGCACCAAAUUUAUUUUUGCCGUGACGACGAUUACUUUGUUACAUGCCUAACUUUUAAACCCUAUUUAUUAGUUUGGUCAAGCAGGUUUCUUUCGUGUAUGGAAGCAAAAGAGGGCAAUGUUAAGGCAUGGACAGCUGUUUUGCUCGUAGAUGUUAAUGAUUACCUGUCUAGAGAUGAUCUACCAUUCCUUCUCCUCUGCUCUCUGGCAUCAUCGCAGCAUGCCAAACCCUAGGUAUCGGAAUGAGCGCCUCCUGAACUGUUUCUGUCAUUUUUUUUGCUGACUCUUCACGUGAUGUACGUCUGCAACAAAUCAGCAGAGAGGGAUUUGUAAAACAUUGCCAGAUAGCACUACAGCUGAUCUUCUCAAGGACAGUUCAGUCAGUGUUAUUUUGCUCAGAAACACUCUGUAAGAAACCAAGAAAUUGCUGCAUUACGAGCUUUGAUACGUUAGUUUUUUUCAAUCCUAUUAGCCAAACCAUGACACUAUAUGGCACAAGUAUACAUGCUAUUGUUUUCCCUCAUGAAACCUGGUUUAUUGUACACAUAAUGGGUAUUACUGUUAUUUCAAGUACUAUUAUAAUUAUUAUUGUUGAUUAAAUUAGUGGCAGGCCACUGGGUACCAUUGUAUGUUAAUAUCCCAAUGAAAUCUGUGCAAGAUCAUGAAAAUGUUUAUGAAAUAAAGUAAUAAAAGAACAAA
Molecule: messenger RNA, 8026 nt
Organism: Puntigrus tetrazona (Sumatra barb)
Lineage: Eukaryota; Metazoa; Chordata; Actinopteri; Cypriniformes; Cyprinidae
Gene: fgd1
Product: FYVE, RhoGEF and PH domain containing 1
Exons: 17
Coding region: 859-3792 (977 amino acids)
Biological process (GO): cytoskeleton organization; filopodium assembly
Cellular component (GO): cytoplasm
Molecular function (GO): guanyl-nucleotide exchange factor activity; metal ion binding
Source: RefSeq, a predicted model, not a curated record